Messenger RNA from Rhineura floridana, 4855 nucleotides. RefSeq names its product Sp7 transcription factor (gene SP7). Gene Ontology annotation, molecular function: RNA polymerase II cis-regulatory region sequence-specific DNA binding; DNA-binding transcription factor activity, RNA polymerase II-specific. Gene Ontology annotation, biological process: regulation of transcription by RNA polymerase II. The transcript is spliced from 2 exons. Bases 731 to 1975 code for a protein of 414 amino acids. The record is from RefSeq and is a predicted model, not a curated record. Lineage: Eukaryota; Metazoa; Chordata; Lepidosauria; Squamata; Rhineuridae.
CAUCUCCUGUAAGCCAAGCAGUUCCAAGCGGGGCCAUAAAGCUACUCCCAAGCUAUCUGUCCUGCCUGGCUACGGAUGGCAUAUGGAAGGGGUGAAGAUCCCUUCCCAUCCUCUCUUUCCUCACCAUCUCCUGCCAGUUAGCCCCUUCGGAAACGUCUAACUUUCUGCCCUUUACUUCUUUCCAUUCCUCCCUGUGCUCAGUUUCCCCUUUCUUCUUCAUCUUCUUCUUUUAAUCCCUCUCUGUGCUUGCUCCCCUCCUCUCUUUCUCCCCCUCGAAAGGCUGAGAAAAGGAGGGUGGUGGAGGAGGAGGAUGAAACCCCAGUCUGAAGAUGUUGACUACUUCCCCUCUGCAGCACCACCACCACCACCACAGGCCCUCCUCCUUUAUUGGAUACUAGCGGGUCCUCAAAGGCUCCCAGGCUGUAAUUAGAGGGUGGAUCCUGUAAAGCAGAGGAGCUCUCUCUCUCUCUCCCCCCCCCGUCUCUUCCAGCCCGCUCUCUCUGUCUUGCGCGCUCUCUCUCUUUCAAAACUCUGCAGCAAACCCCUCAGGCUGGGACAGCGAUGGCAUCGCCACUGCUUGAGGUAAUCUCCGUCUUGUGCGUGGUCAGGGGCCCUAAAGAGCCCUGACUUGAAGCAAUCUGGAGCUUUUGUCAGACCAGGUGGAAAGUAAAGUCAAAACCUCAAGGAACUGAGAAAAGAAGACGCUUACUAUGGCUCCAGCCCUCUGGGGAUGUUGAUGGACACUUGCAGUAAAUUUGGAAGUUCUAGUCCAACCUUGGAUUCACACCCUCCUGGAAAAGCCAAGAACAGUUUGGGGAAGAAACCUUAUCUUCUGGGUGUGGAGCCUUUUGCUCAAAAAAUCUGGAGCACUGACGGCAUGGGAGAUUCCUAUACGGCCACCUUCCCCAAUGGGAAUGGACUGAUGUCUCCUUCAGCAAGCCCUCAAGCUUCCACCACUUACAGCAAUGAUUACAGCCCCUUCUCCCAUUCCUUCCCAGCCUCACCCACAUCUCAAGAUCCAUCAUCGCUGCUGGUAUCCAAGGGGCACCCAUCCCCUGACUGCCUCCCCAGUGUCUACACUUCUUUGGACAUGGCACACCCUUAUGGCUCCUGGUACAAAGCAGGCAUCCACCCGGGCAUCUCCACCAGCUCCAGUAACCCCACAGCUUCCUGGUGGGAUGUACACUCCAGUAGCAACUGGCUGAGCUCUCAGCCCCAGUCAGAUGGACUCCAGAGCUCCUUGCAGUCCAUGCCUAGCCAGGCUCCCAUCAGCCCUCAGUUGCCCAGUUAUACUUCUGAAUUUACUACAUUGAACCCUGCUCCAUACCCUCCUGUGGGCAUCACUUCCUCGUCACACCUUCUCCCUUCAGGACAACAUGUGCUGCCCCAAGAGAUGUACAAGCCCAAGCCAGUGGCCAACAACUCCCUGAUGGAAGGUGGGAUUGGGCUGAAGUCCGGAAGAGGUGGCUCCUUUGGGAACACAGCAGGCAGGUCAACCUGCGACUGCCCCAAUUGCCAAGAGCUGGAGCGGCUCGGGGCUUCAGCAGCCAGCCUGCGGAAGAAGCCCAUCCACAGCUGCCACAUCCCAGGCUGUGGGAAGGUCUAUGGGAAAGCCUCACACCUGAAGGCCCACCUGCGGUGGCACACUGGGGAACGCCCCUUUGUCUGCAACUGGCUGUUCUGUGGCAAGCGUUUCACCCGCUCGGAUGAGCUGGAGCGCCACGUCCGCACCCAUACCCGGGAGAAAAAGUUCACCUGUUUACUCUGCAACAAGCGCUUCACCCGUAGUGACCACCUCAGCAAGCACCAGAAGACCCACAAUGAGAUGGGGGUAGGCAAGCCCUCUGAGGGUGAAGCAGAACGGGAAGAGGCUGCCACGGUGGCCAGUUCUCCCAGUGCGGCCUUGCAGGAUGGCCUACCUGGAGAUGAGAAAGAUGCCACCAGCCCAGAGCAGAGCAAUCUGCUGGAAAUCUAAGGCUGGGGUGUUGUUUGCUCCACUUUUUCUUUUGCCACCCCCCCCUUUUUGAACACCUGUAAGCAAAAUAAUUUAUUUCCUGGGGGAAAGCACAGUUACAGCAGCUGUUGGUGUUUCCUCCAGCCUUGGGUCAAACGUCACUUCCCUCCAACCCCUGAAGCGAACUUAGCUGAGACCUGUUCCCCCCUCCCCACAAAGGUCCAUGAUUUUGUGGCCAAAGACACAAAUAUCAGAGCUAAAAUCUUAAGUGAAGUCUCCGGCCAUUCUCUGUACUGUUACAACCAAAGCAUGUCCCUGCCUUGGCCUCUGCAUGAUCUCUUAAGAGAAUGGACAAGAAAUUUGAAACCAUGCCAACAGGUUCAUGAGCAUGCAGGGUGAGCCAGCUAGCAGGCAGGGCAGGAAUAAAGUGGGUUUUUCUCAGGGUAUGUAUAGGAAUCGCCUUUCAUCUAGUGUAACCCACUGAGCAUUCAGUUCUAAGCACCGCCCCUAACUUCUUCCAUUGAGCAGCAGUACAGCUUUGCUCAGCCGCAGGUGGAGAGAAGAGGGUGAGAGGCUUGGACCAGCUUUGAGACUAGGCCGGAGAACCUGCAUCUACAGAACAUGACCCUGGUCCAAAUCUCUUAAAGAAGCAAAUGUGAUCUCUAGCUGAGGACAUGGCAAACAGACCUUACAGGGCCAGAUUCUGAAGGGGCUCCUGUACCUUUAAGAAUGGCAAGGUGGGGUGGCUUUUCAGGUUCAUUGCAGCACUGAUGAGAAAAGCUACAGCUGGGGAAACCCUAGCUACUAGGAAGCUCUUAAAGGUACAGAACCACUGUCACCUCCUGGACGUGGCAAUUGACAGUGGGGCUACUAGGAAAUAGGACUGACUGGUGGAUCAAGAAGAAACAUAAAGCCCUUUUAUAUAUGCUUGGGAGCCAUUAGUUUGGGAUUGAUGCAUUUGUGCAGGUAAUGGGAGCUCUGCAAUUACAAUCACAUUCAGUUUAAAAUGAACCAUGUUACCGUUGGGCAGUUGGAGGCCAAGCAGCUACUUCAGAGGAUAGUUUUGAAAGGGGAUGGGUGGGCAUCCAGUUGCACAGCAAUCUCUCCAUUGCUCACACACACAAAACGAGCCCCAUCCUGCACCACUCCCUCUCCUGUCAAUGCAAGACCAGCAAGGGCCAUGCAGCCUGAAUGGCGGAGCAGUGGGAUUAAAUCACUCCAAAGAAGGCCUCUGCAUUUUGCAGGUGCCAGCUACAGCUGCGCUUCUGGUUUAGCAUGUAAAUACCAAGCCGAGAACAUGGAAACGAAAGCUGUCCGCGUUGACAGAUGUUAUAUUCAGCGUAUUGGUGGACAUGGCCCCCAUACUGUUAAGAGCGGGACUGUCAUUCUGUCGAGAGACUGGAAUACAUGGAAGUUCUAAUCUACUUUGCUACGUGCAUAGAGGUAAAGUGGGCUGGAGGGGAACCAGAGCCAGCCACUCUGUAGGAAUCAAGAAGGGGCCACGAGUUGUCCCACAAAGGUGCUACAAGACCCUUGGAUAUUCCUCCCCUUGUAUUUAAUCUAGAAGUAUAUUUAUGCCUUAAAUUAUGAUGACAAAUUAACAGAGGGAAGGAGGCAACUAGGCUCUCCAAGAGGCCUCUAUAACAUGAGGCAUCUAUUAUCUAAUCAGGGUCGUCUCUCUGUUAAUUGGGGGACCUUCUCUGUGCAAAGCAGCAUGAUCUUUAAUUUGCUCUGUUCCUUUUUUUAUUUUUGCUUCCUAUGGUGAAAAAAAUGGAGUAUUUAUAAUCUGAAAUGCUUUUUAUUUUAAGUUCUGUGCUGUUUUUAAUGACCCAUCAGGAUUUGAAAACCCCUUAUUAAUAUUAUUAGGAAUAUGGAGGCUGGUUGUCAAUUUGCUAAGCGCUCAUAUUUUUGGAAAGGAUUAACCAUCAGUGGAUGGGGAGUCACUGGCACAUGCCCCUAUUGUUUGGGGCAAGGCUUGCCUAACACAUUUGUUGCAAAGGACAGGGUGAUGCCCCCUGUUCCAUGUUCAGAAGCUGAUUUGAUUGGCAGGUGAAUAUAUACUAUACCCAGUCACCAUAUGUGCACAUACCUAAGGGCAGCAGGCUAAUUUGGGGGGUGUAGAACUGGCUGUGUGGCAUACACAGCUGACCUCCAACAGAGUGCAAUGGACAGGCUCACAAGGAGUAGCCAGAAGGCUGCCCCUGACAUAUGCCACCUGAGGCAAUAACCUCACUCUGCCUAAUGAUAGGGCUGGCCCUGAUAUUUGCAUCCCAGAAAUCCAUUUCUGUGGACUUAUAUGACUAAACUCCUUCCAUUUUCCUUUGAUCUGCCUGCUGCUCCUAUAUCCAGGGCAGGGCCACAGCAUGUAGGGGCUACACAUCACACUUGACAAGAGGCUGCCACUGAAAAUGGCAUUCCUGUUUUGCGUUUUUCCCUUCUCUCUUGCAAUAUUUUGGCAUAUUUUUUCAUAUUGUGACACUAUGUUGGGUGUUUGCUUCUGCUGGCUCCCUCCUACAUCAUUCAUUGACUGCCAGAGGAUACAUAUAAUGUGAUGAUGUCACAACACAGAGAAGCAUGCCUAAAUGUUCUGCGGUGAGUGGGGGGUGUCUGUUAUUAAGCAAUAACACCAGCUAUGGUUCAGCAUUUAUGUAAAAAGAGUCACACUGUUUCAGCAUCAAAAGGACAAAACCAGCACCCUACAUUUUGCCUGCUCAGUACCACAACUCACAUGAAAAUUCUUUUUUUUUUAACAGUUUGGAAUGUGCUUGUGUUUAAUUUAAUUAAGAAUAAAAUAUAAGCUAUGUUGGGGGGAGCUUAAAGGAACUUCAUUUUUAUGUUUGGGGAAAGCACAAUCUGGUGCUGCUGUACCACAACAAUUCAAAUAAAAUUGCACUCAUACGG